Molecule: messenger RNA, 468 nt
Organism: Malassezia globosa CBS 7966
Lineage: Eukaryota; Fungi; Basidiomycota; Malasseziomycetes; Malasseziales; Malasseziaceae
Exons: 1
Coding region: 1-468 (155 amino acids)
Cellular component (GO): cytoplasm
Molecular function (GO): calcium ion binding
Source: RefSeq, a predicted model, not a curated record
AUGGUGUCGGACGGCUUCCGCGUCGUCGAUGUUGACGACAUUGUGUACGAGGUUGACGGUGCCAUGAUCACUGUACAGGACGGUGAUGUGGACAUUGGUGGAAACCCAUCGGCUGAGGAGCAGCAGGAGGCACUGGACAAUGGUGCGCAGCAAGUGAUUAACUUGGUGCACUCGUUCCGUCUGCAGGCGACGUCGUUCGACAAGAAGAGCUACUUGACGUACCUGAAGGGCUACAUGAAGACGAUCAAGCAAAACCUGCAGGAGACCAAACCUGAGCGUGUGCCAGAGUUUGAGAAGAAGGCAGCUGAAUUUGCGAAGAAGGUUGUCGGCAAAUUCAACGAUUGGGAGUUCUACACGGGUGAGUCGAUGAACCCCGAUGGUAUGGUGGCCCUCCUGAACUACCGCGAGGAUGGUGUGACGCCAUACUUUGUGUUCUGGAAGGACGGUCUUAAGGAGGAGAAGAUCUAA